Molecule: messenger RNA, 930 nt
Organism: Rhinichthys klamathensis goyatoka
Lineage: Eukaryota; Metazoa; Chordata; Actinopteri; Cypriniformes; Leuciscidae
Product: olfactory receptor 52L1-like
Exons: 1
Coding region: 1-930 (309 amino acids)
Biological process (GO): G protein-coupled receptor signaling pathway
Cellular component (GO): membrane
Molecular function (GO): G protein-coupled receptor activity; olfactory receptor activity
Source: RefSeq, a predicted model, not a curated record
AUGCAGCCACCACUGGAAAAUGAAUCCAUUGUCUUAGUAUUUACACUCUCUGGACUUAAUGAAACAAUGGAAAACAGAUUUGUGUUUUUUACCCUCACUGCACUGUUUUAUCCCCUAAUGGUGUUUUGUAAUGUAACUAUCAUUUUUACUAUAAUUUCGUAUAAGAAACUUCAUGAGCCGAUGUAUGUGUUUUUAUGUAAUUUGUGUAUAAAUGCACUUUAUGGCACUGCUGGAUUCUACCCUAAAUUCUUGUAUGAUUUAUUAGCUGAAGAUCACAUGAUUUCUUAUGCUGGAUGUCUGAUUCAGAUUUUUGUCAUUUAUUCAUUUGCCUUGUGUGACAUUUCAACAUUAACAGUGAUGGCAUAUGACAGAUAUGUGGCAAUAUGUAGACCACUUGAGUAUCAUUCAAUAAUGACCAAUCAGAGGGUUCUUGAAUGGAUCCUUUUCUGCUGGCUGGCCCCAUUUUUUUGCAUGUCUGUUUUAAUUGUAUUACUUUCUAGACUCACUUUAUGUGGCGCUACUAUUGAAAAGGUAUAUUGUGAGAUUUGGGCAGUUGCAAAACUUUCUUGUUUUUCUACAACAGUAAAUAAUGUGUUUGGGUUCACUGUUAUUCUUCUAUACUUAGGACAUGGUGUAUUGAUAUAUUGCUCCUAUUUUCAGUUGAUUAGAAAGUGCAUGAAGUCAAUAGAGGUCAGACACAAAUUCAUGCAAACAUGUGUGCCACAUCUGCUUUCAUUGAUCAAUGUGACUGUUGCUUUGCUGUUUGAUGUGCUAUACAGUCGUUAUGGCUCAAAGAAUGUGCCUCAAGGUUUGCGUAAUUUCAUGGCCCUGGAAUUCCUACUUAUACCACCCAUUUUAAACCCUUUUAUUUAUGGACUAAAUCUGACAACAGUACGCCAGCAAGUUAUGAGACUGUUUUUCAAGAAAUAA